This is a messenger RNA of Plasmodium fragile, 825 nucleotides long. RefSeq lists its product as uncharacterized. Lineage: Eukaryota; Apicomplexa; Aconoidasida; Haemosporida; Plasmodiidae. The transcript has 2 exons. The record is from RefSeq and is a predicted model, not a curated record. Bases 1 to 825 code for a protein of 274 amino acids.
AUGGUUACGCCACCUGCGUCAACAUCCGGCAGAGGCCGCUCACCACGCGUGCAUAAGCGCACGAUCAUCGAGCUACACUUAGAAGUGCUCCACGAAUGUGAAGCAGCCGAAUGGCAAAACGUCAAAGACGACUAUUUGCAGAUACUUGUGCAGGAGUUUAUGGGGGGCCACAAGGGACAUAGUAGUUCCUUGGAUGCUCGUAGCACAAACCAGGCUUUAUCACGGAACAAUGUUCCAUCCACUGAGUCCGACGGCAUAGAUCGAUGUCCACCUAACGAAGAUAACCCCGAUGCAUGCAGUUGUAUGGAAACUACACAGUUAGAAACGGACCGUGCUCCACCUAAGGAAGAUAACCCCGAUCCAUGGAAUUGUAUGGAAAACAUAAAGUUAGAUGCAGAACACAACGAAGACAACGGAGUAUCCGGGCAGCGUACACUCGGUGCGCGUGGCAAUAUCCCAUCCGUAGAGAUGAAGAAAGAUGCCUGGACAAAGUGGGUCGCACAGCCACAUGCGCUUAUGCAUAUAUAUGGUGAGGAGCAGUGGUUUCAACAUUUGUUGAAUAAUGUACAGGAGGCGACAGCAACGCACAAAGGCGAAGUACCUAUAGCGGACAAAGGCAUAGCAGUGGAACAAGUCAUGGCAACAGAAGAUAGCGUCCGAGAUUUACCACGGUCGCAACCACUGCAUCCGCAACCUUACAUGAAAAAACCGUUAACUGCCAAAUUGUGGAUGCUACUCCUCGCGUCGGUGAUCCACGGCUGCGAAAUCGAGAAUAUUAUGCAGGAUAGGGAGUUAUAUUUGGAUGAACUAUUGGACACGCUCUGA